Messenger RNA from Pieris rapae (cabbage white), 645 nucleotides. RefSeq names its product chymotrypsin-2-like. Bases 1 to 645 code for a protein of 214 amino acids. Gene Ontology annotation, biological process: proteolysis. Gene Ontology annotation, molecular function: serine-type endopeptidase activity. The transcript has 4 exons. The record is from RefSeq and is a predicted model, not a curated record. NCBI's taxonomy places the organism in Eukaryota, Metazoa, Arthropoda, Insecta, Lepidoptera, Pieridae.
AUGAGAAUAAAUGUCUUUAAGCCUAAUGAACUGAAAACCAUUAAGGACUCAGAAGUUGAUUCUGGCGACGCAUCCGGUCGAGUCGUGGGUGGUUCAGAUGCGCCAGACGGUGCCCUUCCCUACCAAAUAUCUCUGCAGCUAACGAAGCGCGACUUCGCUCAUAACUGUGGCGGUGCCAUAAUUGCUGACAGAUGGGUCCUCAUUGCUGCGCAUUGUGUGACUGAUAAAUCUCCAAGUGACAUGGUCAUUAUGGCGGGAUCCAACUUACUCAGUGAGGGAGGCACUAGAUAUAAAAUUGACAAAAUCUUAGUCCAUCCAAAAUACACCUCCAAACCAAAUAAGAAUGAUAUUGCUCUAUUGAAAACUGCUGAGAAGAUUAAAUUUACAGACAAAGUUAAACCUAUCGAAAUAGCAACCGAGGACCCCGAACCAGGAGAAAAGUGUAAAUUAGCUGGAUGGGGAUACACUACCCAAAACAGGAAGAACCUUCCUGACAAAUUACAAAUGUUGGACGUGAAAAUUAUAUCGGAAAACGCAUGUAAAUAUAAUUUUGAUUUGCGACAAUUUGAAAAUACAUACCCUAUUACUCCUAACCACAUAUGCACUUUUAAUAAGGUCAAAGAAGGUGCUUGUCAAAGUAAGUAA